Molecule: messenger RNA, 1279 nt
Organism: Oppia nitens
Lineage: Eukaryota; Metazoa; Arthropoda; Arachnida; Sarcoptiformes; Oppiidae
Product: elongation of very long chain fatty acids protein 1-like
Exons: 1
Coding region: 332-1258 (308 amino acids)
Biological process (GO): fatty acid elongation, saturated fatty acid; fatty acid elongation, monounsaturated fatty acid; fatty acid elongation, polyunsaturated fatty acid
Cellular component (GO): endoplasmic reticulum membrane
Molecular function (GO): fatty acid elongase activity
Source: RefSeq, a predicted model, not a curated record
AACUUUCAAUUGUUUCUCAAACGUUAUGACAACAAACAACUCGACUCAUCCCUUGCCUUAUAAUCUUAGGGAUCAGUUUGUCCUUCGAAGACAAUGAGUAUAUAUUUUAGAGAAAUUUUCACACCAUUUGUCAGUUAGUUUCUUAAAGGGAAAGUCAAGCCCUGACAUUAAAUGCCUUCACAUAUACUGAACUCAUCAGUUUAUACCCAUCCAUACGUCUCAUACAUUUUAAACAAUUUUUAUUUUUAAAUAAUUAUCAUUAAAUCUGUGACUUUAUUUUAAAAUAAAAUAAACAUAAUUUAUAACUCAUAUACAUUUCAUAUUAAUAGAAAUGAAUGCAACAAUGGAUGAGAUGAUAAUUAUGACGAAUCCAUUGGUGACACUAUACAGAAGUGCCAGAAAUUUGAAGACCAAUGUCAUAGUAGACGAAAUGUUUUUGUUUCGCGGCGGAGUGUGGCCACUGGUGUCCAUUUUGAGCUCAUACCUAAUAUUUGCAAUUGUGAUCGGUCCCAAAAUGAUGGCUAACCGUAAACCAUACGAUUUGAGAGGUGUCAUAACUGUCUACAACAUAUUUAUGGUGGCAUUGAAUAUCUACUUUUUCUUUGAGAGUCUCUACGCCUAUGAGUUUGGCCGAUCACUCAUGAAUUUUCAGUUCCCCGACAGUCAGCACCGGGACAUAACAGUAGCUGAAAUGAGACGUCUAACAUUUGUCUACUGGUAUUUUGUGUCCAAAUUGGUCGACCUAUUGGAUACCAUAUUUUUUAUACUACGAAAAAAGUGGACACAAGUAUCACCAUUGCAUCUCUAUCAUCACGCAUCGGUACCCGUAUGUGUUUGGUUGGCCGUUAAGUUUGCCCCAACAGCCGGCGUGAACGGCAUAUUCCCGAUUUUCAACUCAGCCGUUCACGUGCUUAUGUACACAUACUAUGCACUGUCGGCUUUCGGACCGAUCGUUCAGCCGUAUCUCUGGUGGAAACGAUACAUAACACAAGUACAGCUAAUCCAGUUCGUCAUAUUUUUCAUCUAUGGCACCACUUAUGUCUUCAAACAGACCGGUUGGCCAACCAUUUUGAUCUGUACAUCUGUAGCUCAACCGCCCGUCUAUUUGGUAUUAUUUUCUUCUUUCUAUUUGAAAACUUAUUGCGAGUCCGCCACUAAUAAAGUCAUCUCCGGAGCUAAGUAUCAAUUGAAGUUAACUACCAGUGCUCAUACAGAUAAAACUCAGUCACAAAUUAUAACUAAACUAAAAUACAACUAACUUUUUUUUUAUAAAAUUUUG